Molecule: messenger RNA, 528 nt
Organism: Trypanosoma theileri
Lineage: Eukaryota; Euglenozoa; Kinetoplastea; Trypanosomatida; Trypanosomatidae
Exons: 1
Source: RefSeq, a predicted model, not a curated record
AUGAUGAAGAUGAACCGUGUGAUUUGUGUGUUGGCCGUUCUGCUGUGCAUCGCCUGCGGGUAUGCCAUGGUGGCUUCUGGUGCUGAGGUUAAAAAAAGUGAGAACAUUUUGGUCCCAGAAAAACGAGAGACGCAAGUACAAGAACCAGGACCAGAGGGGGAUCUUGAGCGGCCAGAGGUUGGGGAAGAUGGUAACCUAAAGGAAGAGGAAGAUGAAAAGCAAGAUGAUGAGAAUGAAGCACUUCCAGGACCAGAUGAGGAGCAAACGCAUCCAGAUGCAGGAUUACCUCCUGCAGAAAAGCCAAACCCAGAUGAUACCGAACAGGGUGAUGGAGAAGAAACCGGCCCAGGAACGCCUGGCACUGGAGGUGAGGAUGAGGGGGAAGAAGAUGAUGAUAACACCCAGGAUCCUACCGCAAAACCCGAUCAACCUGAGCAACCCGAGGAUGGCAAGGAUGAGGAGAAUGACAAGGAAGAGAAUGACAAACCAUCAACACAAGAACCCACUUCCACUAAUGCACCAAGCAAC